AUGAGCAGCAACGCGCCCGGGGCCACCAACCCCAUGCUGUACGAUCCCAUCCCGGAGGGACAGGGUUCCACGUCGAAGCGCAACCAGUUUGUCGCUGCGCUCGGAAUUUGCAUGGCAGCCGUCAGCGGUGGUACGGCCCUGGCCUGGACGUCGCCCGUACUGGCCCAGCUCGUGCCGGCCAAUCAAAGCGACACGAGUGGGCUCGAGCGUGAAAGCUUUCUGCUAACGACCGACGAAGGAUCAUGGGUAGGAGCGUUUCUUGCCGUCGGUGCCUUCCUCGGUGCCCUGCCAGCCGGAUACUUGGCGGAAAAGAUCGGUCGCAAGUACACCACAAUGUCGCUAGCAUUACCAUAUCUCAUCAGCUGGGCAUUGAUCAUUUUUGCCAACGGCGCCGGCAUGUUGUACGCUGGCCGUUUGGUUAUUGGUAUUGCAACCGGUGCAUCCUGUGUCGUUGCACCCAUGUUCAUCUCGGAGGUAGCGGAAACGUCCAUUCGUGGCGCUUUGGGCGCUUUCUUCCAGCUACAUCUAACGGUUGGUAUCCUGUUCGUAUACGCCGUCGGUUCCUACACGCACUGGGUUACACUGAGCAUACUGUGCGCCAUAUUCCCGGUGCUGCUGAUUGUGGCAAUGUUUAUCGUACCGGAAAGUCCAGUAUAUUUGGUCAAGAAGGGUCGCCGAAUCGAUGCGGGUGUAGCACUGAAAUGGUUCUGGGGACCGAAUGCUGAUACACAGUCGGCCCUACAGACCAUCCAGUCCGAUCUCGACGCUGCUUCGGGUGAUGCGAAGGUGUCUGAUCUGUUCACCAACGGGACCAACCGUGCUGCCCUGUUCAUCUCCCUACUGCUGAUGUUCUUCCAACAGUUUUCCGGCAUUAAUGCGGUGAUCUUCUACACCGCACCAAUCUUCCAAUCCGCGGGCAGUACCAUGGAUCCGGCCGUCUGUUCCAUUGUGGUCGGUGUCGUGCAGGUCGUAAUGACGCUCGCUUCAUCCAUCCUGAUCGACAAGGCUGGCCGGCGGAUACUGUUGCUGCAGAGUAGCUUCAUCAUGGGCGCGUGCUUAAUCGUGCUCGGUGUGUACUUCAAGAUGCAGAACGACAAGGUGGACGUAUCGAACAUUGGCUGGUUGCCGCUUGCCUCGGUUGUGCUGUUCAUCAUUAGCUUCUCGCUCGGGUUCGGUCCCAUCCCGUGGAUGAUGAUGGGUGAGCUGUGUGCUCCGGACAUCAAGGGACUCGCCUCAGCGCUGGCAGUGAUGUUCAACUGGACGCUCGUGUUUCUGGUGACGAAGACUUUCGGUACGAUGCAGGAGCUGCUCGGGUCCGACUGGACCUUCUGGUUCUUUGGCGCGUGGAUGAUGAUCUGUACGGUGUACGUGUUCAUUAAGGUACCGGAAACGAAAGGCAAAACUAACGCACAGAUUCAGGCCAUCCUGGGUGGUAAAAAGUAA
Molecule: messenger RNA, 1443 nt
Organism: Anopheles marshallii
Lineage: Eukaryota; Metazoa; Arthropoda; Insecta; Diptera; Culicidae
Product: facilitated trehalose transporter Tret1
Exons: 5
Coding region: 1-1443 (480 amino acids)
Biological process (GO): transmembrane transport; carbohydrate transport
Cellular component (GO): membrane
Molecular function (GO): sugar transmembrane transporter activity
Source: RefSeq, a predicted model, not a curated record